Adineta ricciae is the source of this 3153-nucleotide messenger RNA. Lineage: Eukaryota; Metazoa; Rotifera; Eurotatoria; Adinetida; Adinetidae. The record is from the annotation of a GenBank genome assembly.
AUGGAGGACUUUUUCACCAACAAAUAUCUUGAAGCUUAUCUACGUGUUGGCGAAUAUUUGAAAACUCAUCGUCCGCUAGCAUCAGCACGUAUGGAAACACUGGAAAAUAGUAACAAUAUUGGUAUUGGUUACGAUCCAUUGCAUGGUAGUCCGGUGUGCUACACUGCAAGUUGUCAAGUCGAUGGUUUCCGCAGUCCAAUAUUCAAGCUCAAUUAUGUUCAGAGUCCAGCAGGUGGUUGUACUUCUAAACUGAUUCCCGAAGGUGUCACGAUGCAAUGUUUGCCGGGAAGUGAACGAACCACCGAUACACAAGUGAUUGAUAAGCUCGAUCGUCUCAAACAAGUAACAGAAAAUGGAUUUGAAAUCAGUGGUGGUGCUAAAUAUCAAUGGUACUCAGCUAGUUAUAAAUACUCGAAAGAAACGCGAUUUAUUGUCGACCAAAUCUAUCAAGAAAAUUCCGAAGUUCUCUAUACAACACUGAAAAUAUCACAUGCGAAACUAUCAAUGUUUGAACCUCGGAUGAAUCUAUCUGAUGAUUUUCGAUAUGUUAUCGAAAAUUUGCCUUGCUGUGAUUACAAUGAAAUAGUGGAGAAGUAUAUUUAUGAUUACAUCUUUGGUUAUUUUGGCUAUUCGUAUGUUACUACACUUGUGUUAGGUGGAAUCGCGCAGCAAAGCAUAAUCAUCCAUUCGUCAAACGCAAGUGCUCUGGAAGAGAAAGGAAUUAAAAAGAGUCACGAAGCAGAUCUGCAAUUCGCUGUUUCUUUCGGUUUGAAACCGAGCGGAAACCAAGACAAUGUCACACAUGCAAUGUUCAUGAAUUCUGUUUCAAAGAGUUACACGACAAUGGUAGGCGGCGAUCCAUCCAUUAGUAAAAUAGAAGAUUGGGCGAAGACUGUGCAGAGUAAUCCGGUGAUUAUCAAAUUUACAAUUAAAUACAUCUUCGAUAUUCUCACACAAGCAGAAGGUCGUUUUCCAAAUGAUGCAAAUAUUGGUGUCAAAGCGAAGAUGAUCGAACAAGCAGUGAAUAAUUACAUCGAUACACCUAUAUACUGCUACGGAAACAACUGUUCCAGCCAUGGCAACUGUCAAGACACGGGUUACUUUCAAUUCGGUGAAUGCCAGUGUCAGAACGGAUGGUCAGGUCUUGACUGUUCAAAGAAAGUCGAAGAAAAACCGAAACCGUUAGUUCUUAGUGGCACACUGUGCGGCACCAAUACAAGUCUUGCCUGUGGUGAUGCAGGUCUGAAUUCUGGUUGUCCUGCAGGCUGGCAAGUUAAUCAAUGGUACCAUUGCAGUAAGGUUGCAACUGAUCGACAACCAAGUCUUGUUGGUACUGUUUGUGGUUACCGAGCAGGAAAUUUAACAGUUUUAUGCAAUGGUCGUAAUCCCUAUUCAGAUGCAUGCCCCGUCGGUUAUCAACGUCAUCAGCAGACGCCGGCAACAUUCUGUUAUAAAACUAACGCAAGUACCGAUGAUUUAUCUGGCACAAUAUGUGGCAUGCAAGUGAUGGAAUACACAGAUUGGAAGAUUUCCAGUUCUUAUUGGUCGAUUGUCUCGGAAAUUACCUGUGAUGGUUAUUAUCCUGGUAGAGGAUCAUGCCCACCGGACUACAUUUCAACGCCCAAGACAGCAAACAUCUAUUGGUAUAUCAUUGAAGAUCAGAAACAGCCAAAUAAAAAAGGAUCUAAAGGCAAUAAAAUGUUAUUUAGAAUUGUCAUUUUCUUGGUUAUUCACCAUGAAAUUGGUGCUAGUCAACUAUUAAAAAUUCCCAUCACUCGUGUACAAUCACGCUCUACAUCAACUCAAAACUGUACUGUUUUCCAAAACAACGUCACAGUAUGCAACAGGAUAUCACCAACCUUCGGCAAAGUUGCUGUUGUCAAGUCUUCAGCUUUCGAAAGUCUUGUCAACGAAGCUGAUGCAUACUUCUAUGGAACCAUCUACAUCGGUACACCAAGUCAACCUUUUCUCAUCAAUUUCGACACAGGCUCGUCCGAUCUCUGGGUGCCAUCAAGCAAGUGUUCGUCUGCCUGUAGUCAGUUCAACAAAUACACAUCAUCAGCAUCAUCAACAUAUAUUGCUAAUGGAAAAAAGUUUUCCAUCACAUACGGCGAUCAGUCUGGAGCGAGUGGAAUCUUCAGUAUCGACACUGUGACAGUCAAUGGUAUUGCAGUUCGAAAUCAAACAUUCGCUGAAUGCACGUCAUUGUCAGGCAUGGAAAAUGAUGUGAAUGAUGGCAUCCUCGGACUCGCUUAUCAGAGUUUGACAACAGGUGGUGAAAAACCAGUGUUCUUCAACAUGUGGUCUCAAGGUCUCAUUGCCGAACCGAUCUUUUCCUUCUAUCUCAAUCCUGACACAAAUGCUACAACUGGUGGCGAACUCAUCUUUGGAGGCGUUGAUUCAACAAAAUAUUCUGAUUCAAUCACAUACAUUCCGGUGGCACUCGAAGGAUACUGGGAAUUUCAAAUGACAAAAGUGACAGUUGGAUCGAGUGUGAUCAGCACAUCGUCGUAUGCCAUAGCUGACACAGGCACAACAUUGAUCACUGGACCGACGAAACAAAUCAAAGCAUUGAACGUAGCUCUGGGUGGUACUUAUGACUCAGCUAGUGGAAUGUACACAGUCAGUUGUUCGACACGAACACUCUCGUCAUUUCCCAAUGUGGUGUUUACAAUGGGUGGUACGGACUUCGUUCUAACACCACUACACUACCUGAUAAUAUACCAAGAGAGCUCAAGUAAAUACGUAUGUUACAGUGUGUUUGCAGCACUGGACUCCGAAGAUGCAGAUAAUAACGAUUUCUGGAUCUUGGGCGACUAUUUUCUGUAUUGGUACUACGCGAUCUUUGAUAUCAACAACAAUCGUGUGGGUUUUGCAAAAUCAGCUUCAUACAACUGGACGCCGACGGUUGAUUCAUCUCUAUUUCUUGGAACAGCGACAGCAACAACUGCAGGUACGACAACUACUGCAACUGCAACGAAAGCGGUGACGACGACAACAGCCCGAUUUACAACCACAACAACUACAGCAAAGGUGGCUACAAUGAAUACGACGAAAGCGGUAACCAUCUCAACAACUACAAAGAAAAUUGUGACAACUACAAAGCGACGACACCGUCCACAUGGAUCACGACACCAUCAUUGGCACUUUUAA